Messenger RNA from Melampsora larici-populina 98AG31, 648 nucleotides. RefSeq lists its product as uncharacterized. Gene Ontology annotation, molecular function: protein-folding chaperone binding; protein folding chaperone. The transcript is spliced from 4 exons. Gene Ontology annotation, cellular component: nucleus; cytoplasm. Bases 1 to 648 code for a protein of 215 amino acids. NCBI's taxonomy places the organism in Eukaryota, Fungi, Basidiomycota, Pucciniomycetes, Pucciniales, Melampsoraceae. The record is from RefSeq and is a predicted model, not a curated record.
AUGGAUUUCCCAGAUUACUAUUCAAUACUUUCUAUCCAAGAUACUCCUUCACUUACUUCUGACGAUAUAAGAAACGCAUACAAAAAAGCAUCACUCCUAACCCAUCCAGAUCGGAAAGCCAAUCUAACAGAUUCAGAAAAACGUCAAGCAACCUACGAAUUUCAAAGAGUAGCAGAUGCUUAUUAUGUUUUAUCAGAUCCUAAACGUAAAAAAGAGUAUGAUCAAUCAAGAAAAGAGUACCUUAAAACCAAUACAUUCCAAAACCAAACUCAAGACCCACCAGAACCGGAUUCACAUCAUUCUUUCUUUCAUCGAUUCUUUAGUACUAAUUCGUCGUCUCAAGCCGAAGAACGACCCGAUCCAAACGAUACAUUUUCAUCAGUUUUUGAAGAAAUGUUAAAACCAGAAGUCGAAAAAGUCACGCCGUUAUGGAAAUAUCUAGGAACAGCUUCAGGUGCAACCCUAGGGUUUAUCUUAGGAUCUAUACCUGGUUUAGCUAUUGGAUCAUUUGCAGGAAACCGUUUAGGUUCGAUCCGAGAUGCGAAAGGCAAAUCGGUUUCAGCUGUUUUCUUGGAACUUGAUUCGGUUCAAAAAGCUACGAUCCUUAAAGGUUUAGCUAUCAAAGUUUUGGGUCAUGCUUUAUCUUAA